AUGUACUUAUUCUUCCAGGAAGAUAUUGCUGUUGGGUACCCGUACGUAGUGGUCCAAUUUUUGCAGUUACCACAUGCAGAUAUUGGUGACUACAGUUGUGUGCCUCACUCUUGGAUACGAGGCCGCAGAGCGACAGAUAGAAAGAGCCUAAUUGCAUAUCCCGAUGAAUCUCCAUCGAUAACUAAACUGCGAAUUAUGAACGGCGAUGAACCUUCGGAAAAAUGGAAACUCUACAUGGCAAUUAUAAAAUUUGAAUCACAUUCAUAUGAGAAUGCUUGUGAGUUCAUUAUGAAGAAAAUUUAUAAUGCUUCUAAAAAUAGAUAUUCGGACGUAAUGAGAAUCGAUUAUAAACUUUUGCCAGCUACAACAACAAAACGAUCCAGUCCGCCACUGAAAAUAAUCAAGCUGCCAGACCGUCAAUCAAAAAAGAUUAGAAAUAAACUGAAUGUAGUAGUAAUGAAGAAACCUUAUGAAAGAAAACACCAAGAUCAAGCCUUUCGUGAUGUUCGAUCAAGUUCUGAGGAUUUGUUACUCAGAUAUCCCUAUAUUCAGCAAAUACCGGAAAAGGAUAACGAAACCGAAGUUGAUAUUCUGGGAGCUGGCUCUCGAAGCACGGGGAAAACAUUUUAUACUUCAAAGGAUCCUCUCACGUUUGUAAACCAAAUCUGUAACUAUUAUCAGAAACCACAAGAAAACCAAUCAUUGUCAAUUCAUCGUAAACAUUUACAUCACCUUGCAUUGACUCGAGGAAUACAAAACAAAAGGAUUCCAAAUCUACGAACCUUUACUUUUGAUCUUUCAGAACCUCUGAUCCAGGACCCAGAGAUCGGAUCAAAUACUUCGUUUGUCAUUCAAAACCCUACUAACGUAGCUAACCAGUUCAGUCAACUAGAGAUUUCAGAGUCAUCACUAGUUAUUCAAGAGCAUCCACAAGUUUUGCCGAAACAGAAGACACGUUCCUCAGAAGUGGAGUGUGCUACUUCCGAACCUACCACACAUAGUAAAAUGACGAGGGCUUCACAUGAAUCGAUUGCCUGUGCAAAUUCAACAGAGCAUCAGGAUUCAAUUAUAGAAGACAUGGUCGUUGACGAAUUGACUGAAGCGAGCUGUAUUGAACAAAAUAUCUUCUCUGGAACUACAGCAGAGAAUGAGUCCUCUGCUAAUUCAAAAGCUCUGGAAGAGGCAAAUCAUUCAGAGCAGACCGAAGAGAGUUCUAUGGAGGAAAGAUCACCGAUGGUUGAAGCAGUUACGUUGAGUGGAAUAUUGUCGUCGCAAGAUGUUGAUUAUGAUGAGCAAAGUAAUUCUUCAGAACUAAGUUCAGACGAAAUUAUAAAUACUAGUCCAAACUCUAAUGAACAAGCAAACCAAUCAGUUAUUUCUGUAUUGAAUCAGGCAGAUGUCUGGGCGGAUCAAUUAUUUGACCUUUUUCAAAAAAUGAAAAUCAACUUUUCGGAAACCUGUCAGAUCGCUCAUGAAUUGCACGAAUCAUUAGUUCAGUCUCAAAAAGUGAUCGAAUGUAUGGCAAAUGCAUCAGAAAAUUUGCGAGCAUUGAAGAAGGGCAAAGUCGCUGUAGUGACGUCUAAAGACGUUACGGCGGAAGUUCAACAAACAGCUGAAGUAAAUCAAGUUGAGAGGAAAGAGGAAGAAAGCCCUGAUGUAAAUAUGGAGGAAGACAAAAAGGAAGAUAACGAUGUGGACUCUAAAAGUAGCGAAAAUUAUGACGAUAGGGGUGGAGAUACCAAAGAUGUGAAACAUCAGGAUGGGGAUAAUAAGGUUCCGAAAACGACUCGUGGCCACAUUCGGUCCUUUGUAUUACCUCCGGAAUACGAUCCACAUGAUACUAAAUGGACACUAAAGUACCGUGAGAAUGAUCCGCAACUUAACCUCGUUGAACUUGUCUCUGGAAGCAAUGUAUUUAUCAACUCUAUAAAACUAGCGCAUUGUAUGCGAUCUGCAAGAGACAGUAAAGCGUUAGCUCGAAAGUUAUUAGAGGAAAUUUUUACUCCGAGCGCGUUGAGUGUUUGUUCACUAACAGGCGUUAGAGCUAACGCUUUUGAUAUAAGCGGCGAGAAUGUCAGGCCUGGGUUAGAUGCGAAUGCAAGAAUGGCUAUAUUAACGUUCGUCGAAAAGCAUGCUCUGAAAAAAAAGUGGGGUGCAUUUGACUCGCAGAGUGUCAUUAAUACCUUACGCAGCAAAAUUCAGGAUAUAAGAGCUAAACAUGCUAAAACAUCGUGA
This is a messenger RNA of Cotesia congregata, 2235 nucleotides long. NCBI's taxonomy places the organism in Eukaryota, Metazoa, Arthropoda, Insecta, Hymenoptera, Braconidae. The record is from the annotation of a GenBank genome assembly.